Molecule: messenger RNA, 3822 nt
Organism: Ostrinia furnacalis (Asian corn borer)
Lineage: Eukaryota; Metazoa; Arthropoda; Insecta; Lepidoptera; Crambidae
Product: P protein-like
Exons: 18
Coding region: 228-2663 (811 amino acids)
Biological process (GO): transmembrane transport
Cellular component (GO): membrane
Source: RefSeq, a predicted model, not a curated record
AAAUAACGAGUUCACGCAUCCAUUUUGGCGCCAAAGUGUUUUUGGUAGUUUGCAAGUGUCUUGAAAAUGAACAGAAGUGUUUUUUUGAGUCUUUUUGAGUAAUAGAGGCUACUCACGAAUAUUUGAUAAUAAUAAUAUUGUGUGCUGUUUGUUAGUGUUUAUGUAGAGACCAAUAAUAGUGAACCAGUAUGACGUACCCAGCCAGUGGAUAAAUAACGUACUUCAAGAUGGAUCGUCUGUGGAACAGCUUCAAAAACAGGAAAAAUCACAAAGACUCAAAACAGGAGUUAAGUAAAAGCAGGUAUUCUCUGGUAUCCACCAGUGAGGUCACAGCUGAUACUCUUCAGUUAUGGCUGGAGCUACCUGAAGAAGUCAAGUAUGACCCUGCUCUAGAGCAGAUUAGGCAGAUCUACGAGAAAGAGCACGGUCGAGAAAAAAUACCGCUGCGCCCUAGCAAGGAAUCGAACCCGAAGCGUUUGCACGCGGUCAACUCAGCACCAGCCCUUGGCAGAAUCGAAGAAAUCAAAAAUGGCGGUCAGAAACAUGCCUUUGAUAUUAUUGAGGAGUUGGGUGAGAAGAGUGAGGAGAAAAUCUCUAACAACGUUAGAAUCAGACAAAAACCGUCCAGGACAGUCCACGCGAAAUACUACACAAAGAUGACAAUUUUACUGGCGUGCUGGAUGUUCUUCACAGCUGUAUUCUUGAUGUACAAUGAGAAGCAGGAUAUAGUGAGGACUUCGUCCAUAGUACCAGGAGAGGAGAAAAAUUACACGCUUCAUUUCGAUGGGGAGCCAAAAGUGCUAGUAAAACUCACUGGGCCAUUCCUAACUGAGAAUGCUGAGAUGAAGAUGAAUCAGAGUCAGCUGGAUGGAGCCCAUAGGAUGAUGGUGUGGCUUGAAAGAAGCGAUUUGAGCAGUAUUAGAGAAGAUACAGAGAAAUCGCAAACCUGGUCAAUAAUUCUCCAAAAUGAGAACUCACUGGACUUCAACAUUGGUGUUCCAAGAUCUACCAUACUCAGAAUAGAGUCAUACAGAGACUCCAACCAAACGUAUUCUUUGAAGAUGAACAUGACUGCGUCUCGUACUAUGCCUUUUACAUUGAGUUACAUGGUCAACCCCAUAGACGCCACUACAGGUGUGAUAUACUCGGUUGUGUUGCUCUGUGGACUGUACAUUUUGAUUAUAUUCGAGAUAGUGAACAGAACAAUGGCAGCAAUAACCGUAGCUACCACCUCCUUAGCAGUGCUAGCACUAGCGGGUGAGAGACCAACGUUACCUGAAGUGAUCUCAUGGCUGGACGAAGAGACGUUGGUACUGCUCUUCAGCAUGAUGAUCUUAGUAGCCAUCAUGGCGGAAACUGGGAUCUUUGACUUCUUAGCUGUUUAUGCUUUUGAGAUAACGAAAGGCAAGCUGUGGCCGUUGAUCUACCUCCUCUGCAUCGUCACGGGAGUCCUUUCCACCUUCCUGGACAACGUCACGACUGUUCUUCUGAUGUCGCCGGUUACAAUCAGACUCUGCGAGGUGAUGGACCUGGAUCCGGUGCCGAUCCUGAUGUUCAUGGCGAUGUACAGCAACAUCGGCGGCACGGCCACGCCGGUCGGUGACCCGCCGAAUGUGAUCGUCGCUUCGAACAAGGCGGUCAUUGAUGCAGGCAUCAAUUUCACCAACUUCACAGCGCACAUGGCUCUGGGCAUCGUCUUCGUGACGAUUCAGGCGUCUCUUCAGAUCCGAUUCAUGUUCCGUGAUACGAAUAAGCUGAGGCUGGCUGAACCGAGGGAAAUUCAAGAAAUCCGCCACCAGAUCUCAAUAUGGCGUCGCGCUGCCGACUCUCUUCCCCACCUCAGCAACGGGGUGGGUGUGGUAAGAGAGAGGCUGGAGAGAAAGAUCAGCAAGCUGGACGUCCAGCUCAAGGUUCUGCAGCAGGAGAGCAGCGGGAGAGCGUGCCCGAGAGAGGCUUUUCAGGGGGCGCUGCAAGGGCUAAAGGAAAAGUACAAGAUCCGGGACAAGGUGCUGCUGAUCAAGGCGACUGUUGCUAUUGCGUUCGUCGUCAUCGUCUUCUUUCUCCACUCUAUUCCUGAACUAAAUCGAGUGUCCCUAGCCUGGACGGCACUCUUAGGCGCUAUCCUGCUGCUGACCCUGGCAGACAGAGAGGACUUGGAGCCGAUCCUGCACCGGGUGGAAUGGUCCACGCUGCUGUUCUUUGCAGCCCUAUUUGUGCUUAUGGAGGCUCUCUCUAAGCUCGGAUUGAUCUUAUACAUUGGAGGCUUGAUGGAACAGCUGAUCAUAAGGGUGAACGAAGAGUCCCGGCUGGCGGUAGCCAUCUUGCUUGUUAUUUGGGUUUCCGGGGUGAUCUCAGCGUGCGUGGACAACAUACCGCUGACCACCAUGAUGGUUCGCGUGGUGGUCUCCAUAGGGUCCAACCCUGCACUCAAUCUGCCCAUGGGGCCGCUGAUCUGGGCGUUACUUUAUGGAGCUUGCUUGGGAGGUAACGGCACACUCAUAGGCGCGAGCGCGAACGUGGUCUGCGCAGGAGUGGCGGAACAGCACGGCUACAAGUUCAGCUUCGGGCGGUUCCUUAGGGUCGGGCUGCCGAUCAUGAUCGGGCAUUUGAUCGUGGCGUCGGCGUAUUUGCUUGUAUGCCACUGCGUUUUUAGCUGGCACUGAUGCUUGUGAAAUACAGUAAAGCCUGGUAUGGACAGAGGGAUAACCGCGCGGUUGCUGGGAAGAAAAGCCGUUUUCUGGCUUCGUACAUUUGCCUCAAAACGUACAUAAGGGCUCGAUCCCACGGCAAUCCAGUUUUGCAGGUAUUACUGGAUACCGCAAAACUGCGCAUUCGUGUGUGCCUACACACACGUGUGUUUAAAAUUCAAACUGAUCAGUUCUUUUCGGCACAAUGCAAACGGGACAUUUGUUUGAAUGUUAACGUUAAAACACUACUAAACGGGAUCCUGCAAAAAACGGGAUAUGUCCGUGGGAACAAGCCCUAACCUUAUGAUUGCUGCCUUAGUGCCUCGUCAAUAAGAAACCGCGCGGUUAUCACGCGUGUCUGAACUCUGCACAAGGCCUAAGACUUCUCGUACCGUAGACUAUCUAACUAUAUCGCCCGAUUCUAAUUUGUAUGAAGAAUCGGCCGAUACCAAAUCGGUGUAAUGUGCGCACUUCCAUACAUGCCCAUACUGAUUAACUGCCCGACUAUCGGCCGACGUAAAAUCGGUGGUCUGUGCCUAGGUUUAGUCGGCCGAUAGUUUGAUAGGCUUCCAAUUUGUAUGAGGAAUCGGCCGAUAACAAACCAGUACCUCUAGCAUGAACAACUUUCGUCUUCGAAUCGUUAGCGUAUUCGACAAAAUUCCAUAGUCAACCUUCGAAUUAAAUGAUAACGUGCCAAUUUUGAUUCUCUAAAUAAGUUUCGUGCAACCAUUUCUCAUACUAAGUUCACUUUACGACACGUUCACAAGGGCGCUGGUGUAGUUUUCGUACUAAAUCUUUUAAAGGCGAUUCGAAUACGCAUUCGAACUCGAAAGUUUUUCGUGCUAGCCGUACAGUAGGUAGGUAUGUAAUUUGCAGUGAAGUGAAAAGUGUGUAAAGUGUAAUGAACAUGUAUGAAAUGUUCAUACUGCAGGCUGAGUGUGAGUUUACAUCAAACGCUCACUAGUGAGCGCGUUUAAAAAAUGUAUGAAAAUUUUAGUUUUUGAAAGUUUCCCGCUAGGGGCGCUGUACAAUCCGUCAUACAUUUAAUGUCAUUUUUUGACGCACUCACUAGUGAGCGCGUUUGAAAAAAACUCACACUAGGCCCUCUGAUUAAAGACCCGUCCAAAGUGUAAUA